AUGGCAGAGAACUCAGGCUUGCCAAUUCUUGACAAAGCUCUUGACGAAGCAAACUUCUACCUUAAACAAAGUCUACCCCCGUGGAAUGAAGCGUCAGGUCUCCAAAGACUUAUAAUUUUCUUUUUCAAGCUUGCUAUUAUUUUACCUGUGCUUAUAUUAAUUGGCAUAAUCAUUGCUGGGUACUGUUACUUACUAUUACUUAAUUAAGUGGCUAGAGUCCACUUUCUUAGCUCGGUUACUGAGGAUCCCACCAGGGGAUUCAUCCGCUUUGGGGUAACGUUUACUUCCGAUCGCAGGAAAAGCGGGUUGCCUAGCUGUCACCUCCUCCUUGCUACUUCGUGGCAGCUCCAGUUUUGAGUGGGAAGACUACGGGUUCCCGGAACAUUGCUUCAGGUUGCAGCAACGAAGUUGCCUGCACAAAAAAUCAAAAAAAUAGAUUUUCUGGCCUAUUGUCUGCGAAAAGGAAAACUUGCAGCCCAAGCCGUAACCCCUGGUUUCACGGUGGCGAAUUCCCCGAUUGAUCCUAAGAACUUUGCUGGGCCACCCCUUUCCAACUUCCAAGCUCCCUUUGUCCUUGAGGUAAAACCCAAACCAGAAAAAAUGGCAAGGGCUAGGCUCCUAGCACAACAGAAAUUGCUUACUAGCAUAGCUGCCUAUUUCCAGCUUGAUAAAACCUUGCCGGAUAUAAUUAAAUAUGUGCCCGAAGGUUGCAUAGCCGGGAGGCCAUGCUUCAAGCUAAAGCACCAUAUUUAAUUAUUCCAUUGCUGGGUACUCACUGUAUAUAAUAUUUUACGUCUAUCCUUUGGUAUCUAGCACUUCAGAUUCCCCCGAUCUUUAUUUUUGGCACUCAAACUCCGAGAAAUUUACAGCGGAACUCCGAGGGUGGGUUUGCUUUGGAUUAAGCAGUUGGAAUUUAUUUUGGCUUUGCAUAAGUGUAUACAGAGCGAUGAUGACAAGUCCAGGAGAGGUCCCGAAUACUUCAACUUGGGAAAUUACUUCAAUUAAUAAAGAAGUGUCAGAAUCUACACCACUUACUACAGAAAAUAGGAAGGACGGAGGAAUAAGAAUAUGUGUCCAUUGCAAUUUAUACUAUAUAAAAUAAUAGUAAAUUUCAUAGGAUUCAUAUAUAAAUAAAACAAUUAUUUAAGGAAAAAAGUAUAAAAAAGCCAGACCGAUGCCAUCAUUGCAAGCAAUGUGGAAAAUGCUGCUUAAAAAUGGACCAUCAUUGCAAUUGGAUAGCAAAUUGUGUAGGAUAUUAUAACUACAAGUAUUUUUAUCUGACAAUAUUUUAUGGAGCUAGUGCAAUGGCAAUUUUUAUUGCUACGUUCUGGGAAAGUGUAGUGGUAGCGUUAUAUGAUAAAGAGACAUCAAAUUCAAUGUCUUUCAUUAUUGUUCUCACUUAUUCAUUAAUGACGAUGCUUGGAGUGACAAUAAUAGCGUUUUGCAUAUUCCAUACAUGGAUGAUAGCAAAUAAUUAUACGUCAAUUGAAUUCUGUGAAAAACGAAGGUUUAAGGUUCCAGGAUAUGAAAAAUCUGGUAUAAGUUUGUCUAAGAUUAAAAUUUUUUUAUAUUAAUUUAUGAAGAAUAGCCCACUAAGGAGUAUUUUUGGUUAGCUAAAAUAGGACAUGCCAACUAAUUAGGCAAGUUAAUGUCUGGCUGACCAAAAGAUGCUACUUAGUGAACUAUUUAUUGUAAACUAGUAUAUAUAGAAAUUUUCCCAUAGAUGGCGCUGUUUGCCCUUGAUUUGCCCAUGAGAAAAAUUUUUUGGUUCGACCAGUCCCAUAUGGUUUGGUCAAACCAAAAAAUUUUUCUCAUGUGCAAAUCAAGGGCAAACAGCGCCAUCUAUGGGAAAUUUCUAUAUUUAAAAAGAUAAAGUUUUUUUUUUAAAUUUUAUUAAUUGAAUGUGAUCUAAUUACUUUACUAACCUCUCAUUAAGAAAAAUUGCAGAGCUUUUGCCUCAGAAAUUUGUGCUCUCACCAAAAUCUCCCUAUUCUAUUUCAACAAUAGAAAAUUUUAAAGAAGCUUUAGGACAAAAUCCAUUAUUAUGGUAUUUCCCAUUCGAGUCAAGAGGCAAAGAAGAUAAAGGACUUUACUUCAAAUCCAAAAAGUAUUAA
This is a messenger RNA of Blepharisma stoltei, 2114 nucleotides long. Lineage: Eukaryota; Ciliophora; Heterotrichea; Heterotrichida; Blepharismidae. The record is from the annotation of a GenBank genome assembly.